AUGCCGGCCGAGUUCAUCUCUCUAGCAUUCCCCAACCCCUCAACCGAGCUCGCGCCUAUCCCAGGCGCUGGCAUUGACCCAGACUUCCUCAAGCGAUACGCCCGCAACCUAGACGAAUAUGGUUUCACCUACACCCUCCAGCCCUACGACUCCUCCUCCUUCGACCCCUUCACGACAGGCGCAACAAUCGCCUCAGCCACCAAAAAUUUGAAGGUGAUCAUCGCUUUACGCCCAAACACCCUCUACCCAACGGUCGCAGCGAAAGCGCUCGCGACUCUCGAUCAGCUGUCCCAAGGCCGAGCCGUGGUGCAUUUCAUCGCAGGAGGAAACGACGCCGAGCAGGCCAAAGAAGGAGACUUUUUGAGCAAAGACGAAAGAUACGAGCGGCAGGAAGAGUACAUCAAGAUCCUUCGGCGUGCGUGGGAAUCUGCGGAACCCUUCGAUUGGAAUGGGAAAUACUACCAAUUCAAACAUUUCUCGAAUCGCGUUCGACCGUUAGCUCGGGAGGGGAAUUGUUUUGGCAAGCAUCAGAUUCCCGUGUCUGUUGGUGGGAGUUCGGAUGAGGCGUAUAGGAUUGGGGGCGAGCUUGCGGAUAUUUUUGGGCUUUGGGGGGAGCCUUUGAAGGAGACGAAGGAGCAGAUUGAUAGAGUCUACGCCUGGGCUGCGAAGGCGGGGAGGAGAGAUCGCCCGAGGAUCUGGGUUACUUUUCGUCCUAUUGGGGCGGAAACUGAGGAGCUGGCUUGGAUCAAGGCGCAUAAUACUCUGGAUAAGCUGAAGAGUAAUAUUGCUGCUGGUCAAGGCAAGACCGGUCAGGCUGGUCCAUCGCCCCAGAAUGUUGGCUCGCAAAGACUUCUUGAGAUUGCGAAGAAGGGUGAGGUGCAGGAUCGAGCACUGUGGUAUCCUACUGUUACGGCCACGAAUGCAAGAGGUGCUUCCACCGCUCUUGUUGGCUCGUGGCAAACCCUUGUGGACUCCAUCUUGGACUAUGUUGACCUUGGGUGCGAUUUGAUCUCUAUUCGCGGCUAUGACAACCUCAAUGAUGCCAUUGAUUACGGCAGAUAUAUCUUGCCGAAGGUUAGGGCUGAGCUGGAGAAAAGAGAGGGCGUGGAUGGUGCGUACAAGGCUAAUGGAGAAGCUCUGCAGGUGAGAGAUGGGUAG
Messenger RNA from Pseudocercospora fijiensis CIRAD86, 1158 nucleotides. RefSeq lists its product as uncharacterized. The record is from RefSeq and is a predicted model, not a curated record. Lineage: Eukaryota; Fungi; Ascomycota; Dothideomycetes; Mycosphaerellales; Mycosphaerellaceae. Gene Ontology annotation, molecular function: oxidoreductase activity, acting on paired donors, with incorporation or reduction of molecular oxygen. The transcript has a single exon. The coding region runs from base 1 to 1158 and encodes 385 amino acids.